AAAAUGGCCGCUAAUAUUCAACAGCAGUUUGGGGAGCAGCUUUUACGAGCAGCUCAAGUUGUCGAGGAACAGAUCGACCAGGAGAUGAAUAAACUUGAGAACCUAGAAGAAGACGAUCUUGAGGUAAUUCGUCGUCAACGGAUGGAACAAAUGAAGAAAGCUCAAAAAGACAGAAUUGAGAUGUUGUCUCAUGGGCACGGAAAAUACGAGGAAGUUGCUGACGAGAAGGAGUUCUUCGAAGCUACAAAGAAAAGCGAUAAAGUUGUCUGUCUUUUCUACUUACCUGGAAACUUCCGAUGCAAAAUUGUGGAUAAGCAUUUCGAGAUCUUGGCUAGAAAGCAUGUUGGAACACGAUUCAUACAUGUCAACGCCGAGAAGGUUCAUUUCCUGACAACUCGUCUCAAUAUUCGUGUCAUUCCAAGCAUCGCUAUCGUCGUGAAGCAACAAACCGUCGAUUACAUUCGUGGAUUUGAUGAAUUGGGAGGAAAAGAUGAGUUUACCACCGAGACCAUGGAAAACCGAUUGGCUCGAUCUGAAGUAUUGACUGUCGAGAAGAAGCAUACAGCUCCUGCAAAAAAGAAAAUCAUUAGAUCAGGAGUUGAGGAGUACGAUAACGAAGAGGAUUGGUAGAUGCCAUCUUAAGAUGAUUUUUUCUUGUUUUCAUAUUCUCAUUUGCUGAUAAUUAUGUGCAUUUUGAUCUCACAUAAUUUCCCAUUUUUUCGCUUUCCUCCUCCCGUGUUUGCUGUUUUAUCUACCUUUUUCACAAUUUCGUAAUCGCAAAUAAAGAGCAUAUUAUC
This is a messenger RNA of Caenorhabditis elegans, 797 nucleotides long. RefSeq names its product Thioredoxin domain-containing protein 9 (gene txdc-9). The transcript has 3 exons. Gene Ontology annotation, cellular component: nucleus; cytoplasm. NCBI's taxonomy places the organism in Eukaryota, Metazoa, Nematoda, Chromadorea, Rhabditida, Rhabditidae. The coding region runs from base 4 to 630 and encodes 208 amino acids. The record is from RefSeq and is marked reviewed.